Molecule: messenger RNA, 404 nt
Organism: Drosophila subobscura
Lineage: Eukaryota; Metazoa; Arthropoda; Insecta; Diptera; Drosophilidae
Product: COP9 signalosome complex subunit 9 homolog
Exons: 2
Coding region: 84-308 (74 amino acids)
Biological process (GO): negative regulation of protein neddylation
Source: RefSeq, a predicted model, not a curated record
CCAUCCCUUGGUUUCUGUCAAUUUUUACACAUUUUGGUAUAAGCAAACGCAAAACAAAUCAUUUAAAUCCAAUCUAACCAGGAAUGGAUCUCAAUAUGAAGCCUUCACUAGCUGCAGAUGAGAUGUUUUCAGAGGGCCCCGGCUACAUGGAAAUGGACGAGUCGGGCGGAGCUACUGGCAUGAUGAUUGAUCAUCUUCCCACCAAUGACAAACAUGUGCAUGCGGAUUUUUACAACAAUUUCGAUGAUCUGUUUGAUGAGGACAAUUGGGCCAAAGUCAAGCAAACUGGCGACAAUCCCAAACCAUAGGUUAAGCACUGAAACUUUGUAACGUUGGGCAUCCCCAAUUGGCAGAUAGUACAUAUGUGGGAGUAUAUUAAAAGGGAUAUGUUUUAGUUUAGUUCA